Drosophila virilis is the source of this 1430-nucleotide messenger RNA. Its product is annotated as chitin deacetylase 1-like. The record is from RefSeq and is a predicted model, not a curated record. NCBI's taxonomy places the organism in Eukaryota, Metazoa, Arthropoda, Insecta, Diptera, Drosophilidae. Gene Ontology annotation, biological process: carbohydrate metabolic process.
AUACCGCAAAUUAUAAUGUUGACGUUCGAUGGUGCCGUUAACUUGAAUAAUUAUGAUCACUAUCAGAAAAUAUUCAAUGGCAAGCGCAAGAAUCCCAAUGGCUGCAACAUACGUGGCACAUUCUUCCUAUCCCACGAAUACAGCAACUAUCAACAGAUCCAGCAUCUGGGCUAUGCCGGUCACGAAAUCGCAACCGAGAGCAUCUCACAGCAGCUGGGACUCCAGGACAAGGGCUACGAGGAGUGGGUCGGCGAAAUGAUUGGCAUGCGUGAAAUUCUGCGUCACUUUGCGAAUGUGUCCGCGAACGAUGUGGUUGGCAUGCGUGCACCAUUUCUCAAGCCUGGCCGCAAUACUCAAUACAAGGUUUUGGAAGAUUUUGGCUACAUUUACGAUAGCUCCAUAACUGUGCCACCAAUUCCAGUGCCCGUCUGGCCGUACACGCUGGACUUUAAGAUCUCGCACGAGUGCAAGAGCGGCACCUGCCCAUCGCGCACCUUUCCGGGUGUGUGGGAGGUGCCAUUGAAUACCCAUUAUGUUGAGGGCUUCGAGGGCGGUCACUGCCCCUAUAUGGAUCAGUGUGUGCUCCAUAAUUUGGACGAAAACGAGGUGUUCGAAUGGCUGCAAGAGGACUUUUCGCGCUACUAUGAACAGAAUAAGGCACCCUACAUGAUGCCCUUCCAUACAAACUGGUUCCAAACCAAGCCAUUGGAAAAUGGCUUGCACAAAUUCUUAGACUGGGCGCUUGAAUUACCCGACGUCUACAUACUGACCGUCACCCAAAUGCUGCAGUAUAUGACUGAUCCCAAGGAGCUGCGCGAUGUAAGUCAAAUCGAGUCCUGGAAGUGUGACAAAAAUAUUGCCGUCGCGCCCAAGCCCUGCAACAUUUGGCAAACGUGUGCGCUGCCAUUCAAGAUACCUGAGCAAAAUCUGACAGAUACUCGCUACAUGGAGACGUGCCGCGAGUGCCCCAAUGUUUAUCCAUGGCUGGGCGAUGCCGCCGGUACGGGCAUCUCCGGGCGUGACAAUUACAUUUUCUCGAGUCCCAACAACGAGGCGCCCGAGGGGGAUGAUGCUGCCAAGAGAAAGUAGAGCGUUUUGUGAACGCCUUUGUCUACAUGUACCCUCCUAACCUUUUUCCACUCUAUUCUUUAUUUGCACUUUUCCAUGUUUUCGUUCCUUUUUUUUUUUGUUUUUGUCCUUGUCAUUUGUUCUAUGCUUUAUUUAAUUUCUUGCACAAAUGCACGUCAUGAUGAUGCAAUAAUGAGCAAUCCCUAUAUUUGCUUUUUUAUUAUUACAUUUUUUUUUUUUUUUUUUUGUGUGCUUCCUUUCAUUUCUUCUACUUUUGUAGCCGGUAAGCAAAAUUGUAUCAAAUUGUUCUUAGCUCUAAUAUAUAUAUUCUUUGUAUUAAUAAAUACACACAAAUUUUUUUA